GUUGCCUCGUUCGGUGCGGUUGUGUUUUGCUUUCGUUAAAUGAUCAUGAAAAUAUGAUCGGUGGAAAUCGGUUUUUGAAGUUUAUAACUUUUCUUUUAGAACAUCUCGAUUUUACCGACUAAAAUCUUUUAGUUUCAAAAUUAAACUAUGGGUAGAAGGAAGUCAAACAGGAAACCACCGCCAAAACGCAAAAAUAUUCAACCACUUGACCAACAAUUUAAUUGUCCUUUCUGCAAUCAUGAAAAAUCCUGUGAAGUGAAAAUGGAUAAGGACAGAAAUAUCGCUAAAAUAACAUGUCGAGUGUGUUUAGAAGAUUACCAAAAUGGCAUUAACUUUCUGUCAGAGCCCAUUGAUGUUUAUAAUGACUGGGUGGAUGCUUGUGAAAGUGCCAAUUAAAUAUAAAAGCUUUUGAAAUAAUAUCUAUAUAAUGAUAAUUAUUAUUUUAAAGUCAUUAUAAAGCUUUUAAAUAAUAAUUUUCAUAAUAUAUAAAUUAUUUCAGAAACCCUAAAAAACACAUACCUCGGAAAUACAAAAAUAUAUCUCAUCGAAGCAGAAAUAUAAAUGUAAAAAAUUCCUAAAAGUAUUAAAAUAAAUUCGAAAGUCUUAUUUUACUUUAAAAAAAUGUGUAUUUUAUGUAAAGCCCGGCAUUUAAAACUAAAAUACUCAUAUUAUUGUACAUUUUAUUUCACUGGAACUCAAGCAGGAAUUUUAUGACACUUUUGGGAAUUCGAUUUUAAAUGUUUAAAUAUUAUUUUUCAAUGACAAACAAAUUUAAAAACCUGGUAAAUUUAUUUUAUUAAUU
This is a messenger RNA of Drosophila kikkawai, 802 nucleotides long. The record is from RefSeq and is a predicted model, not a curated record. Lineage: Eukaryota; Metazoa; Arthropoda; Insecta; Diptera; Drosophilidae.